CCCCCUCCCCGCUACCCCUCACCCUGCUCGCCAGCAGAAGACUUUAUCUCGCUCUCUCUCUUCUCUCAACGCCGAAGGAACUAAUUAAUGUGAGCGGCUGGACUAGCGAGGCGACGGAUGGAAGAAUGUUUUGAAGAAGGGGGGGAGCCGUUCUCUCCUGUGUGAUCCUAUCUGACACCCCCCGUCUCCCUCUGUCUCUCUCCCCUGUGUGUGCGAGAGGGUGAGCCGCUGGAGAAGGCUCGGGAAGAAGCUGUAACACUUUGAUAGUGACCAUGACGCGCUGGGCUGCACCGCCGUCUCGGGGAAUUCUGUGGAGGAUUCUGUGGCUCUCCUGCAGUUUGCAAAACUGUUUCUGGGUCUUAGGCUGUCCGGGAAACUGUAAGUGUAAGAUCAGCCAGAUUUACUGCAACCAACCUGACAAUGUCACCAUCUUCCCCGUCUUGGACCUGCAAGAGAUGGCGAACGUCACCGAGAUCCACAUUGAGAAUCAGAAAAGCCUACAGACUUUGAAUGCGUUGGACAUGGAACCUUACAUUGGACUGCAGAAUUUGACCAUCAUAAAUUCUGGAUUACGGUCGAUUGCACCAAGAGCCUUUGCCAAAAACCCUCACCUUCACUACAUUAAUCUCUCGGGCAAUCGCCUCAUCAGCUUGUCUUGGCAGCCAUUCAGGACUCUUCGACUCUCGCAGUUGGUUUUGGUGAGGAACUUGUUCAACUGCAGCUGUGACAUCCGCUGGAUCCAGCUGUGGCAGGAUGCGGGUGAAGCACAGCUGGGGCAUCAGCUGCUCUACUGCCGGACGGAGACGACUACCAUCCUCCUCUCCCACAUGAACGUCACGCAGUGCGAGUUGCCAGAAAUCAGCGUGAGUCACAGUAACUUAUUGGUGAAGGCCGGAGAGGAUGCGGUGGUGACUUGUAAUGGAUCAGGUUCUCCUCUCCCUGAUGUGGAUUGGAAUGUCACGCACGUCCACUCCAUUGGUAUCCACCAGACCAACAACAACCUGACCACGGUCUCAGCUGUGAACCUGACCCUAUUUAACAUCGACCCAGAGGACAACGGCAAGCUUCUGACAUGCAUCGCGGAGAACGUGGUGGGGAUGACGAACGCCUCGGUGCUCCUGCACGUUCACUAUGCUCCUGAUAUUGUGGAGCUGACAGAGCCCGAACAGCGACACAUGCACUGCAUUCAGUUCACCGUCUAUGGGAACCCCCUGCCCACCAUUCACUGGCAGCACCAGGGCCGCAAGCUGAACGAGACGGACUACAUCAAGACCAACGUGUACGAGGACACCAAGGACUGGCUGCAUGGCUGCCUGCUCUUCGACAAGCCCACGCACUACAACAACGGCAACUACACACUCGUGGCUGAGAACGAGCUGGGCAUCGACACGGACACCGUCUAUGCUCACUUCCUGGGCGUGCCCUUCCCCGAAAUUCUGGAGAAUCCCUUUUAUGUGCCAUCGUUUGAGGUGACGACAGGUCCUCCUGUCAGUGUGACACACAAGCCUGAGGGAGAUACUUUUGCCGUCUCCAUCGCCGUUGGACUGGCUGCCUUUGGCUGCUUCCUCCUGCUCAUCCUCUUCAUCAUGUUCAACAAAUAUGGACGCCGAUCCAAGUAUGGAAUGAAGGGCCCAGUGGCUGUGAUGAGCGGCGAGGAAGAUUCCGGAAGCCCCCUCCACCACAUCAACCACGGGAUAAUCACGCCCUCGUCUAUGGACAUUGGACCUGACGCCGUGGUGAUCGGGAUGACCCGCAUCCCAGUGAUUGAAAACCCCCAGUAUUUCCGACAGACCCACAGCCUGGGCAAGCACCCGGAGACAUAUGUACAGCACAUCAAGCGAAGGGACAUCGUUCUGAAGCGAGAGCUGGGCGAGGGAGCGUUUGGGAAGGUUUUCCUGGCUGAGUGUUACAAUCUGAGCCCAACCAAGGACAACAUGCUGGUGGCCGUAAAGACAUUGAAGGAUGCCACUGUGUCAGCGCGGAAAGACUUUCAGCGGGAGGCCGAGCUGCUCACCAACCUGCGGCACGAACACAUCGUGAAGUUUUACGGAGUGUGUGUGGACGGUGACCCUCUCAUCAUGGUCUUCGAAUACAUGAAGAACGGAGACUUGAACAAGUUCCUGAGGGCCCGCGGUCCGGACGCCAUGAUUCUGGUGGACGGACAGCCACGGAUGAAGGGGGAGAUGACCAUUGCCCAGAUGUUGAACAUCGCCUCGCAGAUCGCCUCGGGCAUGGUGUACCUCGGCUCACAACACUUUGUACACAGGGACCUGGCCACUCGCAACUGCCUGGUCGGAGGGACCGUGCAGGUCAAGAUCGGAGACUUUGGAAUGUCAAGAGAUGUCUACAGUACCGACUAUUACAGGGUUGGUGGUCACACCAUGCUUCCCAUCCGCUGGAUGCCUCCUGAGAGCAUCAUGUAUCGUAAGUUCACCACUGAGAGCGACGUCUGGAGCUUCGGAGUCAUCCUGUGGGAGAUCUUCACCUACGGCAAACAGCCCUGGUUCCAGCUUUCCAAUAAUGAGGUGAUUGAAUGCAUCACGCAGGGACGCGUACUGGAAAGGCCGAGGGUUUGUCCCAAGGAGGUCUAUGACAUCAUGCUGAGGUGCUGGCAGAGGGAACCCCAGCAGAGGUUAAGCAUCAAAGACAUUCAUCAGAUCCUGCAAGGUCUGGGCAAGACCUCGCCCAUCUACCUGGAUAUUCUAGGGUAGUGGACCAAGUGUCUCGGCCCCUCCUGAAUGUACCUAAUCCCAACAGUAAACUACGGCUUCAUUUGGGAAAUUCAAAAAGUGAAGUGCCUGCUGUAUAUAAAAUGUACAGUUGUUUCUGAGGCGAUUUUCCUGGUACCUGCACACAGAAGGUUGCUGCAAGGAAGAGGAGUUUGGGUUCCAAACAGCAUCACUCCAGACCUGUGAAACCUUGGCACACCUCGCCCCCCCCCCCCCUGUCAAUGUGCUCAAGGCCUGUGCAAAGUCCACCAACCCAUUGAGUUCACCCAACCACCAAGCUCGGAGUGUUUGAACUGGGCACGCGGCCUGAUGUUACUCAACAUCAACUCCCUCUUUGUUCUCAUGCUUCAUCUGGUGAGCAGGUCUGGUGUGCAGCUCGUCUCCCGUCGGAAGGGGGG
Molecule: messenger RNA, 3127 nt
Organism: Amblyraja radiata (thorny skate)
Lineage: Eukaryota; Metazoa; Chordata; Chondrichthyes; Rajiformes; Rajidae
Product: NT-3 growth factor receptor
Exons: 17
Coding region: 273-2711 (812 amino acids)
Biological process (GO): protein phosphorylation; cellular response to nerve growth factor stimulus; positive regulation of phosphatidylinositol 3-kinase/protein kinase B signal transduction
Cellular component (GO): plasma membrane; axon; signaling receptor complex
Molecular function (GO): ATP binding; neurotrophin binding; transmembrane receptor protein tyrosine kinase activity
Source: RefSeq, a predicted model, not a curated record